AAUCGAAUUGUUUGAUAAACGUAUUUUACAGUGGUAGCAGAUUUAGCAUUACGAACUGAGUAAUGAACGCCCCCAGCUAAAUGAGCUAUCUGCGCACAUGCUGAUCGUGCAAACGCCCGAGAAACAGAGCAGUUUGCAACGGUGUUGUGUACUUAGUUUUUCAAAGGUUCAGCUAGCGACAUUUCUUCAAAAUACUAAAAGGUUACUCAACGUACUUCUAACCAUCUCGCUUGCGUUAUAAUCCAAGUGCUAGCAUCUCGCCCGAGGCGAACGUGGAAGAGAAACUGGCAGGAAAGUCCGAAGGAAACUCCCCGGAUGGACAUCAAUACAGGGCCUAGCGCGCACGUGUAAACAAAGCUUUCAUCGUUUAUCUUGAUUAAACUCUGAAAUUAUGUUAGGUGCCUCGAGAUCUGGGGGUGUAAGGGGAGGCCAAGACCAGUUCAACUGGGACGAUGUGAAAGGCGAUAAACACAGGGAAAACUACCUCGGUAAGUGGAGUAAAAUGGGCAUCCAUCCUAUCGUCAACGACAGUGUGGUGCUAACUGUCUAGUCAGCUUUGCAAAUACAGGGCGACUAGCUAACUGUUAAGUAGGUCAAUUUUACUUUCUAGUUAGAUGCUUGUUAGUAACUUCAGUAAGGGUGGCAAUGUAUAAUAAUCGAUCAUGUAGCUAGCUACUUUAAGCUAGCAAUAGUAGCUAACUGUUAGCGUGAUAGCCUGUAAACAUUUCUCCACGAAUGCCACGUUCUCUUACCUUUUUUCUUAUUGUAGUCUCUCAUUACAUUGCUUGUGAGUAACUCAGUAUCUGCCUGAAACGUACUCUUUUGGUAAACCUAACUAUGUCGAAAUGAUAAACUUCAUAAAGCCAAGCGCACACAGCUGACACCUUUAUUUAAUACUGGCAAGAUCCAUGGAGAGCAGCCACGCACACUCGACUGCAGUUGGUCAGGGAAUGUGAAAGCUAAUGUUACGUAGCUAACUUAGUAGGCGCACAGAUAUAGCUUGCUAUGAGAAAGUAGCCAUAUAAUAUAUACACUAUACUGAACAAAAAUAUAAACGCAACUAUUUAUUUGAUUUUCAUUUAUUUGAUGUUUCAUAGGAGGGAAUCAGUAAAAUGAAAUACAUUUGUUUAAUCAGCUUCUUGAUAUGCCACACCUGUCAGGUGGAUGGAUUAUCUUGGCAAAGAGAAAUGCUCACUAACAGAGAUGUAAACAAAUUUGUGUACAGAAUUUGAGAGAGAAGCUUUUUGUGCGUAUUGAAAAUGUCUGGGAUUUUUUAUUUCAGCUCAUGAAACAUGGGACCAACACUUUACAUGUUGCGUUUAUAUUUUUGUUCAGUGUACAUAGCCAAAAGUAUGUGGAUACUCCUUCAAAUUAGUGGAUUCGGCUAUUUCAGCCACACCCGUUGCUGACCGGUGUAUAAAAUCGAGAACACAGCCACGCAAUUUCCAUAGACAAACAUUGGCAGUAUAAUUUCCCAUACUAAAGAGCUCAGUGACUUUCAACGUGGCACCAUCAUAGGAUGCCAACUUUCCAACAAGUCAGUUCGUCAAAUUUCUGCCCUGCUACUGCUGUUAUUGUGAAGUGGAAACGUCUAAGAGCAACAACGGCUCAGCCGCAAAGUGUUAGGCCACACAAGCUCACAGAACGGGACCGCUGAAGCGUGUAUUGAGUAUAAAUCGUUGCACCACUCACUACCAAGUUCGAAACUGCCUCUGGAAGGAACGUCAGCACAAGAACUGUUCGUCUGGAGCUUCAUGAAAUGGGUUUCUGUGGCCGAGCAGCCGCACACAAGCCUAAGAUCACCAUGCGCAAUGCCAAGCGGCGGCUGGAGUGGUGUAAAGCUCGCCGCCAUUGGUUUUGGCGAAUGCCUGGAGAACACUACCUUCCCGAAUGCAUAGUGCCAACUGUACAUUUUGGUGGAGGAGGAAUAAUGGUCUGGGGCUGUUAUUCAUGGUUCGGGCUAGGCCCCUUAGUUCCAGUGAGGGGAAAUCUUAAUGCUACAGCGUACAAUGUUAUUCUAGACGAUUCUGUGCUUAGAACUUUGUGGCAACAGUUUGGGGAAGGCCCUUUCCUGUUUCAGUAUGACAAUGCCCCCGUGCACAAAGCGAGGUCCAUACAGAAAUGGUUUGUCACGAUCGGUGUGGAAGAACUUGACUGGCCUGCACACAGCCCUGACCUCAACCCCAUGGAACACCUUUGGGAUGAAUUGGAACACUGACUGCGAGCCAGGCCUAAUCACGCAAAGGAAGUGCCCGACCUCACUAAUGCUCUUGUGGCUGAAUGAAAGCAAGUCCCCGCAGCAAUGUUCCAACAUCUAGUGGAAAGCCUUCCCAGAAGAGUGGAGGCAGUUAAAGCAGGAAAGGGGGGACCAACUCCAUAUUAAUGCCCAUAAUUUUGGAAUGAGAUGUCUGACGAGCAGGUGUCCACAUACACACUACAUGUCCCAAAGUACUGUAUGUGUAUAUAUGUACAGUGAGGGAAAAAAGUAUUUGAUCCCCUGCUGAUUUUGUACGUUUGCCCACUGACAGACAUAAUCAGUCUAUAAUUUUAAUGGUAGGUUUAUUUGAACAGUGAGAGACAGAAUAACAACAAAUAAAUCCAGAAAAACGCAUGUCAAAAAUGUUAUAAAUUGAUUUGCAUUUUAAUUAGGGAAAUAAGUAUUUGACCCCUCUGCAAAAGAUGACUUAGUACUUGGUUGCAAAACCCUUGUUGGCAAUCAGAGGUCAGACGUUUCUUUUAGUUGGCCACCAGGUUUGCAUACAUCUCAGGAGGGAUUUUGUCCCACUCCUCUUUGCAGAUCUUCUCCAAGUCAUUAAGGUUUCGAGGCUGACGUUUGGCAACUCGAACCUUCAGCUCCCUCCACAGAUUUUCUAUGGGAUUAAGGUCUGGAGACUGGCUAGGCCACUCCAGGACCUUAAUGUGCUUCUUCUUGAGCCACUCCUUUGUUGCCUUGGCUGUGUGUUUUGGGUCAUUGUCAUGCUGGAAUACCCAUCCACGACCCAUUUUCAGUGCCCUGGCUGAGGGAAGGAGGUUCUCACCCAAGAUUUGACGGUACAUGGCCCCGUCCAUCGUCCCUUUGAUGCGGUGAAGUUGUCCUGUCCCCUUAGCAGAAAAACACCCCCAAAGCGUAAUGUUUCCACCUCCAUGUUUGACGGUGGGGAUGGUGUUCUUGGGGUCAUAGGCAGCAUUCCUCCUCCUCCAAACACAGCGAGUUGAGUUGAUGCCAAAGAGCUCGAUUUUGGUCUCAUCUGACCACAACACUUUUAGCCAGUUCUCCUCUGAAUCAUUCAGAUGUUCAUUGGCAAACUUCAGACGGGCCUGUAUAUGUGCUUUCUUGAGCAGGCGCUGUAGGAUUUCAGUCCUUCACGGCGUAGUGUGUUACCAAUUAUUUUCUUGGUGACUAUGGUCCCAGCUGCCUUGAGAUCAUUGACAAGAUCCUCCUGUGUAGUUCUGGGCUGAUUCCUCACCGUUCUCAUGAUCAUUGCAACUCCACAAGGUGAGAUCUUGCAUGGAGCCCCAUGCCGAGGGAGAUUGACAGUUAUUUUGUGUUUCUUCCAUUUGCUAAUAAUCGCACCAACUGUUGUCACCUUCUCACCAAGCUGCUUGGCGAUGGUCUUGUAGCCCAUUCCAGCCUUGUGUAGGUCUACAAUCUUGUCCCUGACAUCCUUGGAGAGCUCGUUGGUCUUGGCCAUGGUGGAGAGUUUGGGAUCUGAUUGAUUGAUUGCUUCUGUGGACAGGUGUCUUUUAUACAGGUAACAAGCUAAGAUUGGGAGCACUCCCUUUAAGAGUGUGCUCCUAAUCUCAGCUCGUUACCUGUAUAAAAGACACCUGGGAGCCAGAAAUCUUUCUGAUUGAGAGGGGGUCAAAUACUUAUUUCCCUCAUUAAAAUGCAAAUCAAUUUAUAACAUUUUUGACAUGCUUUUUUCUGGAUUAUUUUGUUGUUAUUCUCUCUCUCACUGUUCAAAUAAACCUACCAUUAAAAUUAUAGACUGAUCAUGUCUUUGUCAGUGGGCAAACGUACAAAAUCAGCAGGGGAUCAAAUACUUUUUUCCCUCACUGUAUAUGUGUAUACAUAUACAUUGUGUGUGUAUGUAUAAUAUAAUAUGCCAUUUAGCAGACGCUUUUAUCCAAAGCGACUUACAGUCAUGUGUGCAUACAUUUUUACGUAUGAGUGGUCCCGGGGAUCAAACCCACUACCCUGACGUUACAAGCGCCAUGCUCUACCAAUUGAGCUACAGAGGACCACAUGUAUGAAUUGACUAACUUGAAACGUUGUGCAAUUUGGAGAUGUUCUCCAAAUUAAUACGCUGGUCACGAUAACUGUUUUUCAAAGGUUUUACAACACUGCAGCCAGGAGGAGAGCGGAGCAUUGUUGCAAAAUCUUAGAUUUCUAGAUAUCACCCUGAGGAAGAAUAGUUAUAAUAAUCACUUCUGUGUUUGGAAAAUCAAACCGAAUUAAACUUUAUGUAUAACUUCAUUACUAAAGCCAUGUCUCUGAUUUGGGCACGCAUGCUUGCAUUUGGAGUAAAGUUACAUCCCUGUUAUUGUUUAAUCCCCAGGGAACUCCCUUAUGGCACCAGUGGGGCGAUGGCAGAAAGGCAAAGAUCUGACGUGGUAUGCCAAAGACAAAAAAGGCGGUGUCAAGCCUAUGUCAAGAGAAGAGGAGCUUGACGCUGUGAAGGCAGCAGAGCAAGAGGCACUGAUGGCUGCCCUGUAAGAGGAACAUUACACAGAAAUAAGAACCUUACAGAAAUAUUAGAAUCAAAAGUCAAACUAAUAUGUCUUAUUCUUUCUUUUCAGAGGCCACAAUACUAUAAAGAGACAACCAACUGGCCUGACCAAAGAGGUGCUUCUUUUUUUCCUUCAUAGUGUUUUUGAGACACAUUUGUAUUAUGUGCUUUUUGUUGCACAAGUCCUAGAUUGUAUGUUUUGGAUCACAAUCAUGUCUUCAUUUUAUAGUAUCACAACUGCAUUAGACCAGGGAAGAUACAAUUCAAUUUAGUUUCAAUCAAUCAUUAUUAUUUUAUUUUUUUGCAGUUGUCACACUGUUUUACAGUAACUAGCCUAGAUCCCAAAUAGCAAGCAGAAUCCAUUUCCAAUCAUAUUUGAUCAUAAAUCUUAGGGAUGAGUACAUGAUUGCUUUAAUGUCGAUUGCAAUGUGCCCAACAGGACCUUGCAGAAGGGAGGAGGUGGAAGCUGAGGACAGAGAUGUGGAUAGAGUCUCAGGCCUUGGAAGCUCUGGGUAACUGACUGUCUGCUAUUUGCAAAAGUGUUUGUUGCUGAAAUGUUAGGCUCUGGUUCUGUAUUACAGUAGGAGAUUCCACCAACAAGAUAUUAAUGGUUUUGGAACCACUGUGGCUCUUGAGUUGUGUUUAUGUAUCCUCAGUUUAGAGAUGUUAUUUAAUUUUUUACCCCUUCUACGCAUUAUCUCACGUCGCUCUUUAGACUCUAUUUUUGUAGCAGCGUACAUAAGUCCAUGGCAGAGUAUCACCUUGAAAUUCAAGUGGGAAAAAAGAGUGCUUGCCAUAUUGAAUUUGAGUGUACUAGUUGAGUAAUUAUGAAUAUGUUUUCUGUCACCAGUGCAACAUCACAGAAAAUUGUGUUUUCCCAACAGGAGAAGGAAGCUGCCAAAAUAGGCUUGUCAGUCUUUACAGUAAGUUUAUUUUUAUGCUCUCUGUGUAGAACAUCCAAACUCAAAGUUUAGCUAUCCAGAAUAGUACACAACAAUGUGUUGGUGUGUUAAUCCAUUUGUGUUAGCUACACAUUUGUAGCUCAGUGCCGUUUUAAGAUUAGGGAGGGCACUUUUUUUUAAUGAGCAUGGCCUUAUUUCUAUUACAGCAUAUUGAAUGACUGUCAUUCAUAUUCCAUUCACCCAGCUUAAUGUAUCAUCGAUAGGUUUAGGCUACUACAUAAUACUCAAAUUUGCCCUAAAUCCAUCGUGAGGUCGAGAGACACCUGAAAUUGGUGUAAUCAAGGUGACAGACAGUGACACAUUCAAUACUGCCUUGCACAGUCUAGCCUGCAUGUAGCGGCAAAACGGUAAACUAAAAUGAGAGUUUCUAUUGGUCAAAUUCAGGUAGGUCCAUCCCACUUCGUUAUGUUUGCUUCCAUUUAAGAAACGUUUUGCAACAGAAUCGGCAGAAUGUACAUAUACACUUGGAAGAGUUGCGGUGUUGGAUAGCCUUCACCAGCUAGCUAACAUAAAUAGCAUUCCUCUCUGUUUGAGUCCGGUUGUUGAGUAGGCUAAAUUAGCUUCAUUAGCUAAGUAAGUGAAAAGUAAACUAAGAAGAAGAAGAAGAAGAAGAAAAUAUAGUUAGAAAUUAAUUUCAACUACUCACCACACGUUAUGCACUGCAGUGCUAGCUAACUGUAGCUUAUGCUUCCAGUACUGGAUUAAUUCUCUGAUCUUUUGAUUGGAUAGACACAUUUGUUUAUGCCACAAGAGCUCCGAUAGGUCGGAGGACGUUGUCCGGAAGUUGUCAUAAUAACUGUGUAAGUCUAUGAAACGGGGUGAGAACCAUGAGCCUCCUAGGUUUUGUUCUGAAAUCAAUGUACCCAGAGGAUGGAAAAUAGCUGUCCUCCGGCUACACUAUUGAACUAUCCUAGAAGAUGCUGUUGAGGUUACUGUAGACUUUCAUUGCAAAACAAUGUUUUAAUCAGUUAUUUGGUGACGUGAAUAUAUUUAGUAUAGUUUUAUCUAAAAAGGAUAACUUUUAAUUUUUAUGAAAUUCACUGAGUAGGAUGGUCCUCCCCUUGUUCCUCUGAGGAGCCUCCACUGGUGUAGCUACAUGAUUUAUCCAGUUUGGGAAUUGAUGCUGUAAUAGACAUGGUAGAUGUUACAUGAUUAUGGUCAUAAUGGAGAGCAUUGUUUUCACAGCACCAUAUAACAGAAGGGAAGUCUGGAAGCCAGGAAGCCUCUGCAAGAAAGAUGUCUGAGAACACAGAGAAACAGGACAUCAAAUCAAAUCAAAUUUUAUUGGCCACAUGCGCCGAAUACAACAGGUGCAGACAUUACAGUGAAAUGCUUACUUACAGCCCUUAACCAACAGUGCAUUUAUUUUUAACAAAAAAGUAAAAAUAAAACAACAACAAAAAGUGUUGAGAAAAAAAGAGCAGAAGUAAAAUAAAAUAACAGUAGGGAGGCUAUAUAUACAGGGGGGUACCGGUGCAGAGUCAAUGUGCGGGGGCACCGGCUAGUUGAGGUAGUUGAAGUAAUAUGUACAUGUGGGCAGAGUUAAAGUGACUAUGCAUAAAUAGUUAACAGAGUAGCAGCAGCGUAAAAGGAUGGGGUGGGGGGGCAGUGCAAAUAGUCUGGGUAGCCAUGAUUAGCUGUUCAGGAGUCUUAUGGCUUGGGGGUAGAAGCUGUUGAGAAGUCUUUUGGACCUAGACUUGGCACUCCGGUACCGCUUGCCGUGCGGUAGCAGAGAGAACAGUCUAUGACUAGGGUGGCUGGAGUCUUUGACAAUUUUGAGGGCUUUCCUCUGACACCGCCUGGUAUAGAGGUCCUGGAUGGCAGGAAGCUUGGCCCCAGUGAUGUACUGGGCCGUACACACUACCCUCUGUAGUGCCUUGCGGUCGGAGGCCAAGCAGUUGCCAUACCAGGCGGUGAUGCAACCAGUCAGGAUGCUCUCGAUGGUGCAGCUGUAGAAUUUUUUGAGGAUCUUAGGACCCAUGCCAAAUAUUUUCAGUCUCCUGUCACAUGGAUCAAAGGUAAUGUGUUUUUGAUCACAUAUUGUAUUGACAAUCGAUGUCCUGAGGUACAUUUCUUCAGAAUACUGUCUCAACAACAACAACAAAAAUCAAAAGACUUGUCCGUUAUAUUUUCCGUUCAUAGACUUGAGAGCAGCAAAAAGAAGAAAGGAAAAGAGAAAAAAAGAGGAAGAUUCAGAGAAGAGACUCAUCCUCCUCUUCAGAUUCAGACAGUGACAGUAAAAGGUUAGCAUGUUUCUGCCUUUUUAGACCUGCAGGUCAUUUGUACAUAUUAUCCUGAUGCCUUUUUAAAAUGAUAAUACAACAUUUAUCACAAGAAACUGAACACCAAUGUCCUAAUAAUGCUACAAGACAAGUCCUUGCCUUUGGCACUAGAGGGCGCUAAAUCACUGUUGAAGAGGGAGGUGAAGCUGGUUUUUGGUUCCAUCUCAAAAGCUGAGUUUUUGUGCCAAACUUGAAAAGUUUUGUCAACCAUAAACUUUGUAUGCUUGGUCGAAAUAUAGAACAGGUUGUAGCUACCCUUACUAAGGAUGUCAGUUAAUGUGUCCAGCUGCUUAAUUCUGUGGUAAUACAGGACAGUGAUGAAAAAGGAGUCUUCGGAUGUUUAGCAACAGGAAGAGGUAGUCUUAUGAAAUUUAAAAUGGGUGUAGGGUUGAUUUGAACUGAGUGAAUGCAUCAUCCAGCCAAUGUAAUGCUUAUCUUGUUGUUUGGGGUUGGGGCGGGGGGGAGGCCUUAUUUAUUAUUCUCCUAUGGAACCGAGAUAGUUAUCAUCCUCUAUAGAUGAGGUAAAGGUUUGUAUCAUAACAUUAAGUGUAUCUCUGCUUUAUCUUCCUCAGCCAGCUCUCACAACAGCUUACUUCGACCCCCACCUACUAGUCCCAAUCAUUGAUUGUUUGUGUGUGUGUGUUUUACUCCUCAGGCGCAGAAAGGACCACCAUCAUCAUAAUCCAUCAUGCCUCAGUCAGACUGGAGCCAGACCCCAUGACAGCCAUUCAAGGGGGGGGCCAAAGGGCGAGCGCCACCCCUCCUCCUCCCAACGACGCCAGCAGAGGCAUGACACAGACUCCUCCGACAGGGGGUCCCCUGUACCCCGUCACCGUGCUAGCUACAAGGCAGCCCCUGCUGCUCCUACACAAAGCCACAGGCGGCGCCAUGACACAGACUCGGACGAUUAAGUUCCCCCUAACCCCCCAAUCAGACACACGCAGAGGGAGAGGAGCCCUCUUGUCCACAGCCGAGCAGCUUGACUGGUCUAUGGACUGUCCUCAUGUACCUCUGGACUGGACUCAGUGGGCUGUGGUUGAGAACAGUGUGUCAAUCUGUAGGCUACUCCUCAAACCACCCGCAGGCUUGUGACCUUGCUUGAACUGAUCAUCGUUUUUAUCUGUUUAAUUUGUGUCUUGGUUAUCUUUUUCUGAACCAGCACAAAUUUAUUUUAUGAUCUGAGUCUAGCUACCAAAAUUGAAGGACAUUUUGCCACUAUUCAUGCAAGUAAAUCAGGGACUAGUAAGUACUGAAAGCAAGAUAAGUAGAUGUGUACUUGGUGCUGAAAUUAUGUUACUGUCAAAAACUUUUGCUGUCCAAGAUAUUUAAUUCUGGUGUCACACUUGCCCAUACCACCAGCAAAAAAAACAUACGUGGGCCAACAAUUGUUGGUCUCCUCUCCUAUUUGGUUUGUCUCUCUUGGUCAUCAGUUG
Messenger RNA from Coregonus sp. 'balchen', 9407 nucleotides. Lineage: Eukaryota; Metazoa; Chordata; Actinopteri; Salmoniformes; Salmonidae. The record is from the annotation of a GenBank genome assembly.